UUGACAGCACUUCCUGGAGUGGUGUUUGUUGUGGGAAAUAAGCGCCGUGGUGCUGAAGUAGAGGGGGAAUUCAGGCUACAUUAAACGGCAGAAGGACGGCACAAACUACCAUUAUAUCCCACCUCUACAAGCAUGCGGUGGCUGCAGCUUUCGACCGGUAUCAGAUAAGGCAGACGAAGUGACGGCUGAGACUGAGGAAGGACGAGGUGGAAAUACUCCGAGCAGAGCAGAGCAGAGCCGCCGACAGCACGGAGUUGUCGCGAUGUUGUAGCUAAACCAUGGACAGCAGAAUAAAGGAGAAUCCAGACAGAACAUUUGAUCUGGUUGUACAGGUGGCAUGUCCAACAUCUGAAAAUGAGGAUCCAACCGUGCUGUGGAGCUUCCCCCAGGACCACACAGACCAGGAGGUCCUUCAGACGAUACCAAAGUUCUGCUUUCCCUUUGACGUGGAAAGGGUUUCCCAGAAUCAGGUGGGGCAGAAUUUCACCUUUGUGCUGACGGACAUCGACAGCAAACAGAGGUUUGGUUUCUGCCGACUCACUCAAGGCUGCCGGGUCUGCAUAUGUCUGCUCAGCUACCUACCAUGGUUCGAAAUCUACUACAAGUUGCUAAAUACUCUGGCAGACUACCUGACAAAACAACAGGAAAAUGACUUGAAUGACAUGCUGAAUUCUCUCUAUGAUCUGCCUGUGCCAAAGCCCUUCACGCCAGUCAACCUGAGUGUGAAUGAGCAGUUGUAUAUUGCCACUGGGCAAGUACUGAGAGAUCGGCGAAGCAAGGAGCCGCACUCCUACUUCAUCGCCCCGGAUAUCAAUGGACUGCCAACUAUCCCUGAGAGCAGGAACCUGACAGAGUACUUUGUGGCUGUGGACGUCAACAACAUGCUCCAGCUCUACGCCAGUAUGCUGCACGAACGGCGCAUCAUCAUUACCUCAAGCAAGCUUAGCACUUUAACUGCAUGUGUCCAUGGUGCGGCUGCUCUGCUCUUUCCUAUGUACUGGCAGCACAUCUUCAUCCCUGUACUGCCCCCGCAUCUUCUGGACUACUGCUGUGCCCCCAUGCCAUACUUUGUGGGAGUUCAUCUUAGUCUGCUGGAGAGAGUACGAAGUCGAUCACUGGAGGAUGUGGUCAUUUUGAAUGUGGACACCAACGCCCUGGAGAGUCCCUUUGAUGACCUGCACAACUUGCCCAGUGACGUGGUGUCUUCUCUGAAGAGCAAGCUGAAGAAGCAGUCAACAGCAACAGGAAGUGGUGUGGCGAGGGCCUUCCUGAGAGCGCAGGCCGCUCUGUUUGGAUCCUACCGAGAUGCCCUCAGAUAUAGACCUGGGGAGCCAAUCACUUUCUGUGAGGAGAGCUUUGUGAACCAUCGAUCGAGCACCAUGAGGAACUUCCUGUCCAUGGCUGUCAACCUGCAGCUCUUCAAACAGUUCAUCGACGGACGGCUGGCCAAAUUGAACGCAGGCCGCGGCUUCUCUGACGUGUUUGAAGAAGAGAUCACAGAGGGGGGCUUCUGUGGAAGUAAUUCAAGGUCUUACCAGCAAUGGAUGCACACUGUGAAGAGAGGAGGAGCACUCAUCAACACAGCUGUGACAAAAGCCAAGAGUCAUGCCAAGAGGGGCAUCCGGGACUUUAAGGGCAGACUCAAAGCGAGGGAAGAAGAAGAAGAGGGGAUGAUGGUCUGCGCGGGGUCUCCCACCAGCACCAAGAGCCUGUCUCCAAGGAGACUGCAGAAGAUGAGACGGCAAAACUUCAACAAGUAUCCCAUGAGCAUGGGCCCUCGGGAUCUCGGCUACGGGCUCGAUGAUGAUGAUCUGGACAAUGCGAGCAAGAUCUCAUCAGAGGACAGCGGGGAUGUCCCUUCAUACAUUGAGGACAGUGACGACUCCUACUCACUAGAGCUCGACAUCGACUGCGCCCACUCAGGCCAGAUGAACCUGCUGGAGGAAAUCCUAGACUCUCUGACCACCACUACAGUGGAGCAAGGCAAACUCAGUGCUGCCAAGAGCCUGGACUUCUUCAGGUCCAUGGAUGAUUUGGACUACAAGGCUCCGAGCAAGCCCACACCUUCAAGUGAAUCUAAACCUGCAGAUGAGGGUGGCUGUGGUGGAGGCGGGGAUCAGGGAGGCUGGAAUUUGGGCCAGGAUGACAGUGCGGUCCAUGGAAAACACCUUCCCCCAUCCCCACGCAGGCAGCCCAACAAGGUCAGCCUGAAGGUGUCAAAGAAACCCGCCGCAGCUCCCACAGUGCCAGUCAUCACAGCUUCAUCCCCGGCCAAGGAGGCUGAUAUCUCCAGCUCACAUCUGCUCAACUCUGACCCUCACCCUCUACCUCCAGGGCGACAACCAGGAGACCGUUACUCCUACUCGCCCUUACUGUCCCACAGAGUUACACCUACACCGCCAUCUCCGGCUCUCUCUCACACCUACAGCUCUCCAGCACCCGCUUCUGCCCCGAACUAUUCUCCUCCAGCGGGCCGGCCUCGGACCAUCUCAGACCCCCAAGGCAACACAGAGCCUCCUCAGGCCCCCCAGAACCAGACUGCCUCCACCACCAUCCUGCGGAGGAAGGUCCUGUCCAAGGAGACAGUGAGGCACUACCAGGAAAAGGCCCUCCAGCGGCAGGGCAGCAAGGGCCACCACGAGGGUCAGGGGAGCCCGCCAAGGAACAGCCAGUCAGCUAUGCAGGUCCCUUGGGAAAAAGAGGUGUCCAAGGAGGGGCUCCUGGGGCUGGGCCUGUGCCUGGGUCAGGGUAAAGGCUCGGGGGCGGCCGUGGUGCAGGAUCAAGGCCUCCUGGAGGAGAUUGAGUCCAUGUGUUGCCUCGGCUCGGUCCUCCACACCAGCCUGCAGCUCUCACAGGUUCACUGCAACAACAGUCACCACCAGGUUCAGAGCAAAGCCGCAGAGGAGUCGUAGGGACGCCAACGACUCGGUGUCUACUGAAAUCUAUUCACUGUAGAUCUUCUAUUACAACUAGCCACAGUCUCAGAGAACAUCAUCUUUUUUAUCUGAACACUCAGUUAUCAGGAAACAUAAACAAAUUUGAUGUUGUAACGGCAGACACAAACGGAAAGUUACAGCCUUUAGAGCAAGACACAGGGAGAGAAGGAUGGGUGCACGGCAGAGCUCUCCAUCGUUUAAAGAUUUCUGUGUAAAAUAGAGCCCCAAAAAAGCUAAUUUUCUUAAGACAAGUGAAAAAAUCUGCCUGUGUAGUAAGAAUAUUUCGACCUGUUUCCAAUACACAUAAACUUAUUUCUUGAUUAGUAAGAAUUUUGAAAAUAACAGCUCUACAUAGUUUAAAAAAGCAUUUGAAAUACACUGAUUUGCAAUGGAAACAAAAAAGUGGUGUUGAUAUUUGUGGUGUGUUUUUGGAGUACAGAGGGAUUAUUCAUUUGUCUUAAGAAAAUUCAACAUUAUAAACUCAAUAACAAAGUUACAAAAAGCAUCAGACACUUGAUAAGGAGGUAUUUUUACUGCUCAUCGUAGUAUGUCUGUCUGUGAUCAUCUAAAUUUAUAAACAACAUGUUGUAUUUUUCAUCUUUUAACAUAUUCACAAUGUAAAAUCUGAAAAAAAGAAGACUCAAGAAUUACAUUUUGGGUUAAAUGUAGGUAGCCAAUAGGUUAUUUUCACUUAAAGGAACUUAGAAAAGGCUCAGUACUUUGUGAGGAUCAAGAAGGGAUGAUAUCUCCUCAACACAUCAUUAUGACUUUUAACCACAUGUUCCAAACAUUUCAAAUUAAAUUUGCACUUGUAGAUUAACAAAUGUACUCAGUCUUGACCACCUGGUACUAAAAUCUUUCGAGCAAAAACAGCAAAGUGAGACACUUGGUCCUUUGAAGCUACUCAUACACUGUGUAAUAUAAAUGUUGUAUUAUUAUCACCAUGCCUUAAGUGGACAUGUGAUUUGUUUUUGAUACUCUGGUGUCUUAAUCUACAGAUACCACAACAGGUACUUUGUGAUCAGAAUCUCUGAUAGUCUGCGAUCUUAAAUGCAACAGUUAAUAGAGUAAUUAAUAUAUUAUGAUGUGCUUUAAGCUGCUGUUUUUAAAGAGCAUUCCAGAUAACGAGAUGUGCAUGUAGAAACCUCUCUCUGUCUCUGUCCUCUUCCCGUGCUCCUCCUUCGGGACGCUCCUGUCACUCUGACGAGAAGCGAAGACAGUUAAAAGUUAAAGUGGACGAUCUGAAAAAGUCAGUCCUCCAUGUCCUUUUUCUUUUCCUUUCUCCACUAUCAUCACUCUUACCCUCAUGUUGUCUCUUGUAAUUUCUGCCUUUGAGUUGUUUGAGCACAUCUGACCUUCACGCUCGACCUUAAAAAUGGUGGCCAGUUGUUGCAGAGAGCUAACGUGGAAUUGAGUGGAUGUGGAAGAGUUGUACUUUAAAGGAUAAGGCUGGUGAUACACUACGUUUUCCUAUAAUCCUAUAAAACAGUGCAUUAAACCCAUUUGAUCCUACUGAAUACAAAAAUGGGUCACAAAUAUAUGGUUUCAGUUUUAAAAAAGAUUCAGUAGUUUUGUAAAACAGCUGAGAUUCGUAGAUGUUACUCAAACAGGAGUAAAAGAUGCAAUUUUUGGGGACAGCUUCCCUGUUUGUAGGACAAAAUAUACAGUAUCACCAGACUUGUCACAUAACUCAGUCUGUCUUUCUGUCUGUCUUCCUUUCUUUGCUCACAGGAGGAAAUGCAAUCUCUGUCCUUUAAGGUCCGAGUCACACACUGUAACGUAAAGCAGUGGUUGAUGAUUGUACUGUAAUGAAGCAAUACGGUUCUCCUCCGAGAGUAGCUGCAUGGAUGUAAUGUGUACAGAGUCUAAAGUAUUUCUUUAACAGACUCUCCUGUGGAGAGAAACGCCGCGUCCAGAGAUUGUGGGUUCCCAUCAUUCUCUGCGUCGCCACAAACCCGGGGAAAAGAAGAAAAAGCUUUUUCAUGUGCUUGUGUUGGGAUUAUUACAUUUAUGGUUCGUUGUUCUUAUGAUUUAUGCCAGACGCCAGUCGGUGUGGCAGUUUAAUAGCAGCUAUUUCUCCGCUUUUUGAGUGCUGCUCUGCGUUAACGAUUUGCUCAUAAAGUCUUUGGCGUGCUUCUAAAAGCCCAGGAAUCAGUCCUAGUAAUUCCAAAAAGGAGGAGGGAAAAGAAAACCUCCAGAACAAACUCUGCACUGGCCUUAGUCAUUGUAAACACUUUAAAAAAACAUACUAUGCAAAUAUUUAAAAUGAUCAAAAAUAGGUCAGUUUUCUUUAACAGAAAUUAUAAUGCACAAUUCAACUUGAAAAAUAAUCACAAUCAAUCUAGUUUCUAGUGGGAGUACGUCUCAUGUGUCCCUAAAUAAAUAAAUAAAGUCUAUUUAAGUGUGUGUGAGCUGAGGUGUGUCAGCGACAGAACGGUGUGUGCCUUAUACAGUCAGAGUACACUCACAACAAGGUACAGUAUUAUAGAAAGGAGGUGUAUGCAAUGUUUUCAGACCACCUUAAAUCACCGUCAGGACCACUGAGCAUUAUGGUAUUUAUAUGAUAAACAGACCUUGGUCCUUAGAAACUGACCUGAAAUGAACUUGGGUACUAGCGUUGUUUUUAUAGCUGUUUUGUUGUUCAGUUUCGGCUGCAGUCCAGCUGGAGUUACUCAGUGUUUUUCGUUGCUGCAGUGGUCGGUGGGAAUCUUCCUGCCUGUAUUUAAUAGCAGAUCUUUGAACUCCUCCGAGUUAUUUUUUUGUAAAUCAAGUUCUCUCUUUGGUUGUCCUUUUAGGUGAUUCCUUGUAUAGUUUGUGCUCCUUUUGUUUUUUCUCUCUCUUUUUAAACACUCAUUCUGAGCUAGCUGCAUUUGAAGACUCAGCAGAGUUUCUCUAGUUGAUUUCAUAAUGAUGAAAAAUUAUUUUCAACUGAAUAGACAUGUAUUUUUGCUGGCUUGAGUUUAUUUUACAUGGAUAAUAUAUGAUCGGUGUUACAUGUUGUAAAGAGAGAAAAAAAGAUACCUUAUAUUUGAAUGUUUUAGAUUUUAUUUUUGGAAGAAGAAAAAAAUAGAGAGAAUAUUAACAAAUGUCCCAUGUAGCUGUUCAUGUUCAGAAGCAUUUGACACCUUCUAAUCAAAAUAAUCAGAGACUGACGCUUGCUCGUACACGGUACAAUGCUUACUGUCGUAUUUGCAUGAAUGUACCUGUAUGUGUUGUAUGCUAUGAUUUUUUUAAUUUUAUGUUUAGUUUUGUGAUCUAUUCUGUUGGUAUUAAUUAUUAUUUCAGUAUUUAGCCCUUCCAUCAAAUCGAGAACGAUGGAAAUAACAUCAGGUCUCGUACGAUACACUCAUUCUGCCUUGCAUUGGGUAUUGUAGGGUUAAAUGUCAUCUGCCUUGCAUUUAAUGUAGAAGAAAACAUUUCUACUUUGGUUACUGGCCACUGUAAAUCUCACCGUAGGGGUGUGUGGGAAAAAAUACAAAGAAAUGAUUGUCGGGGGUUUGCAUUUCAGUGUCUGCAGGCUUAGGAGUACUCUGCUAAAUUUUGAGUGUAAAGUAAUCAAUAAAUAUGUCAUAUAAUUGUCCUGAAGUUACACAUUUGGAGUGAGCGGUAGGUGACAGGUUAUGUAGCAGACAGAGGUACUAUGGAGUGAGAAAGAUAUUAACAUCACUUCCCUUUAACCACACAUUAAACAGAUUUUCAGUGUAGUGACAACUUUGGACGAGUUACUGUAAGCAACUUUAUUUCUCAGUCUCUCUUCUGGGUAUUGUGAUGAUGAAUAAUUCUUCGGUAUGCCAUUUACUGAUUUUCUAACUCUGUGCACACUUGCAUGUUCUCUUUGCAGAGAAAACAACUGUCUUAAACAGCUGAGGUCAAUCUAACAGUAACGUGCUAUUGAUGAGUAACUUGGUACAACUGCACACAAUGUAUGCACUGUGAACUGAAAAUAAAUUAUACUGUUUCAUUCUUAUGCA
Molecule: messenger RNA, 6907 nt
Organism: Epinephelus fuscoguttatus (brown-marbled grouper)
Lineage: Eukaryota; Metazoa; Chordata; Actinopteri; Perciformes; Serranidae
Gene: dennd1b
Product: DENN/MADD domain containing 1B
Exons: 23
Coding region: 279-2912 (877 amino acids)
Biological process (GO): endocytic recycling; endocytosis
Cellular component (GO): nuclear speck; intracellular membrane-bounded organelle; cytosol
Molecular function (GO): phosphatidylinositol phosphate binding; guanyl-nucleotide exchange factor activity
Source: RefSeq, a predicted model, not a curated record